CGCCUCGUGUCUGUGGCAGUAAGCUUUUUAGGUUGGGUAGCUGCAAUAUAUCUUACUUAACUGCAGGGGGCAUACUUCUUUAACAGUUUGCUUGGGCGCCUUACUCAUGUUUAGGAGAAAACUACAAGCAUUAGAUUAUCCAAAUCCAAAUAAUUUUACCACUGACGAUGAAAGCAAGUUUCGUUUGUUUGUGGUUUGGCUGGAGGACCAGAAAAUCCGACACUACAAAAUAGAAGAACGUGCAAAGCUUAGGAUGACCGAGGCUCCUGAAUGGGACUCAGCAUUUAACGAGUAUCUUCAAGAUCUAGGGUUCCCUAUCAAAUCUCAUGAUAGGAAUGCAGUGACAGAAUGGUUGCUUGGCUAUGCUGUACGGCUAGUAUAUGGAGAUAAUGUAGCCAAAUACAAAGAAGCUUCAUAUAACCUGGAAACCAAAGAAAAACCUCAAAUCCAGUCAGCAAAUCCUUUAGAUAAUAUGGAUUUUGACAGUCCAGACUUUAAGGCAGGAGUGAUGUCAUUAGCCACCAUGUUGAACAUCCCACCACACAUUGAUCACAGAAUAGUGCUCAAGGCAAUUAGUCUUUUGAUUACUGAAAGACUCUCCAAGCAAGGUCUACAGGCUAAAGACAAAACAGUUGACCCUGGAAUAACAAUGGACAGUAUUGAUUUAGGAUUUGAAGCACCAGACUAUAUCAGCACCGAGGCUGCCAAGAUUUUACGUCUUCUACAUAUCAAGGAACUACGAGAGCUCCAAUCUCAGAUCAACCAAGCCAUUGUUGCUGUGCAGGCCAUCACAGCCAAUCCCAAGACUGAUCAAAGGCUGGGGAAAGUGGGCCGAUAACCUUGAUAGAGGAUGUUUAAGAGAAGUUAAAACAUGUUGAUGUUAAUGAGCUUUAACUCCAAUGCCAUUGUUUGAUUUCUUGAGCUUAUCUGGAAAUUUAAUUUGAUGAUGGUGAUGAUGAUCAUGAUGAAAGAAUCCUGGCACAAAGUUUUGAAAAGUUGGACGGAAGCCUUUAUACAUAUCAUAGGUUUCAGUCUGGACCCGCAUUUUUAGCUCCUUGUUAUGCUCUGUAGAAUUCAAUUAAAGAUCUAGAAUUCCUUCCGCACAAUAUAACAUGCUGAUGCUAUUUCUCUGCCAUUUUCAUUACUAUUAUAGGAACUCCUUCAGUCAUUACAUAGUUAAAGAUUUUUGUACUAUGUUUGAAAUUAUUUCAUGAUUUUUUUUAAAGUUAUAAAUGGUAUUUGCUGCCAUUCGUUUUUUCUCCAGAACUUGACUGGGCAGAUGUUAUAUAAUUGACUAUUUUGAGGUAUUGAUUAAUUCAACAGAGCUAUAUGUUUUGCAAUGCAAAUAGUUAUCAGAUUUUUUCACUUUUCUGCAUAGUAAAGCAUAUCGAGAAGUGGCCAGUUUAUAAUCAUUUGCUAGUAGAUUUGGGGCAUUUGAUUUUAUUAACCAGUUUAUUUAUCAUCAUUUCCAUUGUUUUCUGUAUUGGAAAACGUAUUUUUGUCAUGUUCUUUUGUUAGAGUCGUCACAGUAAAGAAGCGAACUAACAGAAGAUGAUAAAUAUUUAUUAAUUUCCAGCAGUCUUACCUUUACCAUUGUUAUUUGUUAGGUUUAUGCCAUUAUCAUGUACGUAUAUUUGCCUUUUACAAUAAAGGGUAUUGAAUGAUGCUGAGAAAACUGAUGUUGCUUGUAAUGUUAAUCUCAACUCUAUCAUUUGAAUUAUGUAAUAUGCUAUGCUGUUCUUUAUUUAUUCAAUCAUUCCUGACGUAAAUUUUCCUUUGAAAUUGAUUAUCACCCUGCUUCAUCACAGAUCAACCUUUUGCCAACUGCACUUGUCAUACAGUCUGCUGUUGAGUAUUUGAUUUCCUUCUCUAUAUCCCGUAGAACUUAAUGCUGUCGACUGCGUUUUCCUGAUCCGGAGUUCCUGCUACCCCUCGCCAUCACUUGCGAGCCAACGCGGUGUCCAUCUCAGAGUCGUUUGUGGGCUACCCUUAUGACAACAUUAAUCCUUGGACCCCAAGUCGAAUCCUCAGCGAUAGACGAAAUGUCACCGGCCAACCGACUACUGUAGCUUUGGAGAGGGGGGAGGUAUUGACUUUAAAGUAUGUUGUCCAACGUCGGGCACCAAUAACAUGGUAUCUUAGUGCAUUUCAGCUGAUGUGGAUUGUAAUAAAUACUAUUUUGCAUUGUUACUGCUGCUUACUCUCAAACUAUGGCUUUUAAAGCUGCGCAUAUUAUUAACAGUCGAAGGAUAUUUAAUCUUGUAAUGUGUGAAUCUGAUGAUAAUCUAAGCUGAAAAAAAACGCUUUUUUUCAUUCCUGUAUG
Messenger RNA from Lingula anatina, 2323 nucleotides. RefSeq names its product tRNA-splicing ligase complex subunit RTRAF. The record is from RefSeq and is a predicted model, not a curated record. NCBI's taxonomy places the organism in Eukaryota, Metazoa, Brachiopoda, Lingulata, Lingulida, Lingulidae.